Molecule: messenger RNA, 480 nt
Organism: Microthlaspi erraticum
Lineage: Eukaryota; Viridiplantae; Streptophyta; Magnoliopsida; Brassicales; Brassicaceae
Source: the annotation of a GenBank genome assembly
AUGGAAGUGAUGGAAAUCGUUGGAAAAGGUCCACUAAGAGCUCCAAUAACUCUUGCUCUCGAAAUGGAGUUCAUAGGGAAAAGGAGUUACAACCAAAAGAGUGAAGACUGUCCAGACGGCUCUAUCGAGAACAGCGCCCAAACCGCGCAGUCCGGCUGGCCGAGGAACGAACGUUUCACGCUCGGCCAAAUCUCAUCCGUCCGUCUGAAGUCUCGGCCAAAGUCCAAAACCGGGAAACUAAGACCCGCGGUCGGCCACGCCACAACCGCUCACACCAAUGCCGCGCACGACCAUGCCGCGCGAGCCGGGAAACAAAGCCUCGCGGCCGCGCAACCUGUCUCGCGUACCACGGCCGAUGGCGCCGUCCGAGCCGGGAACUACGUCCCGCGUCCGGCCGAGAAUUCAUCGGCCAAUCUUCAUCCGUCCGACCACAGCGGCCGACCACAAUCCGUCCGGCCACGACCGUUCCGAUCGUACUAG